CUUUGAAUGAAGUCAGUAGCUGUAGCCACUGAUCUCGUGCACAAAUCAUGCUUUUUCAACCUGUUCCUCUCGCACAUUAGAUCUCUAUGGUCUGUAGCUGUAGGCUGUACCAGAAACGUUGAGCGCAAUGGUGGAUCUCUACUGCGGAAAUGGCUGAUCCAAUCCCCCCCACCCCGAUCCCCGCGUCGCUCUCCUCGGGGCGAUUCGGGGGCGACGAGUGCGCCGCCCCCAGCUCCUGAAGACCCAGCCCGGCGGCGGGGCCGAAGCCGGCCUCCCACGCGCCCUUCUCUGCUCUCCUCUCCCCCACGCGUCUUCCCCCACACUGUUUGCCCUCGGCCCUCUCGGCUCGCCUGGUCGUCCGCGUUGCCGGCGUGGGCUGUUCGCAUGCUCACCGCCGGAUCCGCUCUCCCCGGGUCCGGAUCUACUCUCCCGGACCGGGAUGGGCACUUUCUUGCUGCUGGUGGUGGCUGCCAGCCGCCGCCGAUGUGUGCCGCAGUAUUUCGUUGCCGGUCGCCCCGUCGCUUCGGUCGCCUCCCGCUGAGGUCGGAAUCUACGCGCUGCUGGUGUGGGCUGCCCUCCGCUGGUUGCCCCACUUUGCCUGCUGCCUGUGCCACCCAUGCAUCGGUCGUCGCCGUGCUCCUGCGCCGCUCUCGCUUCCGUCGGGAACGUCUGUCGUCGACUCUGCUCUGCACUAGGGAGUGUUGCCGUCUUCCUUGCGCUGCCGGGGAGGGCUUGCCUAUCGUCUGUGCCCUGCGUGUUUACGAUCUUCAUCGUCACCAUGGCCUGCUCGCCUUUUGUCACCUCUGUUGCUUGAGUUGCCUGCUAGGUUGCCGUGGUGUUACGGGCGGUGUUGGGAUUUGGGGUGCCAUGAGCGAAAGCUCUGUGCCGGCGAUUGCCGACGCUGACAAUGGCUACAUCCACUGAUGUAGUUUACCUUGCUAGAGGCAUUGUCACAGCCACUAGAUUCCUGUUUAGCCAAGUGAAAACCGGUCCGCUUGGCCGGACAGAUGACGGUGUGGUUAUUAGCAUCACUACCUUUUUGGAGGCAUCGCCUUGCUUUGCCCCCCGCAACCUACCUCGGUUGGCCUCUCAUCGUUCGGCCGGUCGUUUAGGUGACUUUUAGCGAGUAGGCUUGGUACAUCCUUUUCUUCCGCAGGGCUUCCGCUGUUGUCUGGUGGGUGGUUGUGCGUUGGGGAGUUUCUUGCUUUGUUGAUGUUCUCUUUGGCUACCACUGUCUAUGUGGUAGGUUGUAAUUUGCGCUUCUGGGGUUCUCCCAUAGUCGCGUCGCUGUAAUUCUCUUCCUCUUAAUGAAAUACAUGCUGAGCACGUUUGCGAAAAAGAAAUGUUUGCCUUUUUAAAAAGAAAAAAUGAUUGCUUUUUUUUGCGGUGUUCCCACAUACCUCACCAGCACAAUACAAUGAAGCUUACGUGAAUAAAUCUGGCAACUCCAUGCUUACGGUGGAGUGCUUGCCAAAGUUAUGCGAAAGAUUCAGUUAGUUUUACUUACGAGGAUGGAUGAAACCCAACCAUUUCUGUUGGCUCCUACUUACUCUGUGGUUUUAGAAACCGUAAUUGAGAAAGUAAAUGUGUCAUAUAGUUGGUAGUAGUUCUGCAUUGAUAGAAGUUGUUUGACAGCCUGAUCUUGAGUAGAUGGGAACAAGAUUAAUCAAAUUCUGAGUUUUUUUCUUUUUGCGAAAAAUCAAAUUCUGAGUUACUUGCAGUUACCUUGUACUUUGCUUAUCUGCUGUCUGAUACCUGAGAGACUUCAAUGCACGAAUUGGCAAUAUCCUUUUAAAAGUUCUGGCAAUUUUGUUGUACAACAAAUGAAUAAACCUGCAGGGUGUACUAUGAAAUGCUCUGCAACAAUUUACAGCCUUUAAAGAGAAUUUGUUUGUUGGAAACCUUUAUGAUGGGAAGAUUGCCGAGUUGACAUAAUUAGGUACUACGCAUGAAGUCACCCUUACUAGUAUCAUUGAUUCUGUGAGGUUAUCCUAAUACCAAAUUACCCAUCUACUAGCAUUCUGAUCAGUGGGAGCUGACUCUCUGACUUAUGAAAAGUAUUUCAUGUGCUACUGUUUUAGGUUCUGAUUUUUAAUGCUGUGGAUCUUUGAACCUUCCUUCAUCACUUGUUUUGGCUUUUUCUUCACGAACGCUCAUGCUGACUACACCCAACUA
Messenger RNA from Panicum hallii, 2175 nucleotides. RefSeq lists its product as uncharacterized. The record is from RefSeq and is a predicted model, not a curated record. The transcript has 2 exons. The coding region runs from base 7 to 924 and encodes 305 amino acids. NCBI's taxonomy places the organism in Eukaryota, Viridiplantae, Streptophyta, Magnoliopsida, Poales, Poaceae.